Molecule: messenger RNA, 848 nt
Organism: Meloidogyne enterolobii
Lineage: Eukaryota; Metazoa; Nematoda; Chromadorea; Rhabditida; Meloidogynidae
Source: the annotation of a GenBank genome assembly
AUGCCUCCAAAUUGGAUUAAUAUAACUUAUCACGAUUCUAGAUAUUGGGAGGAUACUUUACUUGCUGAAAGAGUUAGUGCAACUGGGGUUGUACAGGCUUAUUGUAAUAAACGUCUCGAUGCAAUUUUUGGUUUUGCUGAUGCUUAUUCACUUGCAACAGUUUCAAAAAUCUCUGCAGGUUUUGGGGAGGGAGUUCCAGUCUUAACAACAACAGGAUUAACAACAAUAAUUGGCUCUAAAAAAUCAUAUCCUUAUGUAACUCGUAUGAGAGGUUCAUAUACACAAAUGGCCGAAGCUGCUUAUAAAUUUAUUGCUUUACAAGAUCAAAAUUUUGAAUUACAACAACAAAAAAGAAGAAAAAAACAACAAAAAAAUUUAUUUUUCCCCCUAAAUUAUCAAAAUUUAGUGUUUAUGUAUCACGAUAAAAGAAGAGCUUUAAAUAAACCUCCUCCAAGUACAAAUAGAGCAAAAAUUGGAGAAACGGGAGGAUAUUCAUCAGCACCAGAUGAAUCCCCCUCUUCUUCUUGUUAUUUUUCUUCACACGCAAUUAAAUCUUAUUUUCAAGAAAAUAAUGAUUUUUUUAUGGAAACGUGGAAAACACAAACUCCCCAUGUUGCUUUUGAUGAAGAAUUAACGAGAAGUAAAGAAGAAGUUAGUGAAUGGGUUAAAUUGGCAUCUUUACAAGCUAACGGUUUGUUUUGUUAAUUUUUAAUUUAAAUUUAUUUAAUUUGGUUGCUUUUUUAUACAUAUUUUUGUUUUUUCCUCCCAAUUUAAAACAUUUUUUAUUUUUAUUUUAUUUUUACUUCAUUAAUUUUUCUCCCCUUUCUCUCAUCAAUUUACUGACAAAU